This is a messenger RNA of Miscanthus lutarioriparius, 2094 nucleotides long. The record is from the annotation of a GenBank genome assembly. Lineage: Eukaryota; Viridiplantae; Streptophyta; Magnoliopsida; Poales; Poaceae.
AUGGACCUGGUGGGAUCCUUGCUCGUGAGCAUGGCACGUCUGCUUGACCCCUCCGGGCUCCAUUUCUUGGGCUGGCUCGUCACCGCGGGCUCCAUUGCUCUCGCCGCGCUCAUCUACGCUCUCCUCAGGCUGCAGCGCGAGGCGGCGCUGUACUGGACCAAGGCGGCCAGGGAGAAGCGCGCCGCGUGGAGAUCGCGGUGCCCGAGCUCCUGCCACUCGUGGUCCGAGGACCACUUCCACGGUGGCCAGCCAUCGACGUGCUGCGUUUGCCUGUCGUCCCUCGGCUCCACGCAGGGCGUCGACGACGUGGUUCACCGCUGCUCUGUUUGCGGCGUGGCGGCGCACUCACACUGCUCUCCCUGCGCUGAGAAGGACUGCAAGUGCGUUGCGCAGGCUGGCGCUUCGCCCUUGCUGCAUCACUGGUCUGAGAGGUGGGUCGAGCUGGACGACAACCCGGAGAUAUCCUCCUUCUGCUACUACUGCGAUGAGCCGUGCGGUGUGCCUUUCCUUGGUGUCUCUCCUAUAUGGCGCUGCCUGUGGUGCCAGCGGCAGAUCCAUGUUGAUUGUCAUGCGAAGCUGUUGAAGGAAACCACGAACACUUGUGAUCUUGGCCUUCUCAGGAGGCUUAUUGUUCCUCCCCAAUCAGUGAAAGAAGUUGGUCAAGGUUCAGGAAUUAGCGGAAUGCUCAACUCAAUCAAGGAUGGGUUUGCCAAUUCAACAGCUGGGAGUCGUAGGAGGCCACGCAACAAGAAACGCAUGAAUAACCAUCCUGGUGGCAAGACAAAUUCCUUUCCCGCAAAAUGCUCAGUCCUUGAUUCAGUGCUUGAUGGAUUUGCUAGAUUGAAGGGCCUGGAUGGAAAGUAUGCACUGGCAAAGCCUUUAUCUCAAAAUUCUCUAAAGCAAACAUAUCGAUCUGGUAUUCCUAAUGAACGAGUGAGAAAGUAUGAACUUGUUGAUUUGCCACAAGAUUCAAGACCACUGCUGGUAUUCAUCAAUGGCAAGAGUGGAGGCCGAAAUGGACCUUCUCUUAGAAGAAGGCUGAACAUGUUGUUGAAUCCAAUACAGAUAUUUGAGCUAAGUGCUUCUCAAGGACCUGAAGUUGGAUUACAACUAUUCCACAAUGUAAAACACUUCAGAAUCCUUGUUUCUGGUGGGGAUGGAACUGUUGCCUGGGUUCUUGAUGCCAUUGAAAAGCAGAACUACGAAUCUCCUCCCCCUGUCUCCAUUCUUCCUCUCGGAACUGGAAAUGAUCUAUCGCGUGUUAUGCGCUGGGGAGGGGGUUUAUCUUCUGUUGAGCGACAAGGAGGAAUAUACGCACUUCUGAAUGAUGUUGACCAUGCAGCUGUAACAGUGCUUGAUCGCUGGAAUGUAGCCAUCAAAGAGAAGAAUGGAACAGGAGGUCAAUGCACCAAGCAAGUAAAAUUUAUGACGAAUUAUUUAGGUAUCGGAUGUGAUGCAAAGGUUGCUUAUGACUUCCACACCACUAGGGAGGAAAAACCAGAUCAAUUUUGCAGUCAGUUUGUCAACAAGCUGAUAUAUGCUAGAGAGGGCGCAAAGGAUAUGAUGGAUAGAUCAUGUUCUGAUUUACCAUGGCAUGUUAGCCUUGAAGUUGAUGGGGAGAACAUUGAAAUUCCGGAGGAUGCAGAAGGUGUGAUUGUAAUGAAUAUCCCUAGCUACAUGGGUGGUGUUGAUCUGUGGCAAAACGACAAUGACCAUGAUGAUGAUUUCAGUUUGCAAUCAAUCCAUGACAAAAUACUUGAGGUGGUUUGCAUAUCGGGAACAUGGCAUCUAGGCAAACUGCAGGUCGGACUUUCAAGGGCACACCGGUUAGCCCAAGGAAAAGUUAUAAGAUUGCACCUCCACAGUUCAUUCCCUGUCCAGGUUGAUGGUGAACCAUGGAUCCAGCCACCUGGGUGCCUUGAGAUAUCUCAUCGUGGACAGAUGUUCAUGCUGCGGAGGACAUCUGAGGAGCCUACUGGGCAUGCUGCCGCAAUAAUGAGUGAGGUCCUUGUGAAUGCAGAGUGCAAUGGUGUGAUUGACGCGUCUCAGAAGAGAUUGCUUCUCCACGAGAUAGCACUCCGUUUAUCCUCCUGA